AGAGAGACGAGCUGUGGAGCGUCUGCAGAGAGACACAUCUGAGCGUCUGAGAGUGUGUCUAAGUGUGUGUGUGUCUAAGUGUGUGUGUGUGUGUGUGUCUUGUGUGUGUGUGUGUGUGUGUGCGUGUGUGUGUGUGAGUCCGCAGAGAGAGACACAUGACCAUCUAAAAACAGAAUGAAGAGCUGCGCACGCUGACACCAGCUGUUCUGUGAUUGGCCGAUCGCUGACAUCCGCAACAUGGCCCACCUUUUCCUCGCCAGUAAGAUUUCCGCGCCGGACGACCUCCACCACGGCGCCAGGACCCCACGGAGCGUCGUCGUGACAACCCACGUCCCGCACGUCAACGAGGCGCAGCUGUCGGCGGCCACCGGCGGCGCCGAGACCUCGUGCUCGCGCUGCACCGUGCCGUUCGGCGUGGUCGUGCUCAUCGCUGGCGUGGUGGUGAAGGCGGUGGCGUACGCCUUCAACUCGCACGGGUCGGUCAUCUCGAUGCUGGGCCUGGCGCUGCUCGCCGCCGGGCUGCUUCUGCUCGCCGCCAGCGCCGUCUGCUGGCGUCAGCGGCGCCGCGCCCACGGGAGAGACCGGCGCCGCGAGAGCCAGACCGCCCUCAUGGCGAGCCAGGGGUACUGCCGGGCCUGACCGCCACGUAGAACACAGACGGUGAUGAAAUGGACCGCUGGUUCUGAUGCCUUCAGCAAACGUUAUUUCUGCUUUUUGGGUGUUUGUGUCACCUUUAAAGAAGGUGUUUGUCACUUUUUCACACACACACACACACACACAGACACACACACACACACAC
This is a messenger RNA of Perca fluviatilis (European perch), 799 nucleotides long. Its product is annotated as transmembrane protein 100-like. NCBI's taxonomy places the organism in Eukaryota, Metazoa, Chordata, Actinopteri, Perciformes, Percidae. Bases 238 to 639 code for a protein of 133 amino acids. The transcript has 2 exons. The record is from RefSeq and is a predicted model, not a curated record. Gene Ontology annotation, biological process: cellular response to BMP stimulus.